This is a messenger RNA of Neltuma alba, 1783 nucleotides long. RefSeq lists its product as uncharacterized. NCBI's taxonomy places the organism in Eukaryota, Viridiplantae, Streptophyta, Magnoliopsida, Fabales, Fabaceae. The record is from RefSeq and is a predicted model, not a curated record.
UCUACAUCCAUCCCUGAAUGUCGUCGGGUACUGUUCACUUCCCCGCCAUUCUUGUAACCGUCACCUGUAAUCCGCGCAGGUGUGUCCGCACCCCCCUGAGGGGACGAGAAAGAAAGGAUUUAUCGGAGAAGAUGAACUUCCAGACCCAGGAGUCAACUUUCCCGUAUGAGCAUUCGAUAGGUCGUCUGAGGGUUCGCCGCGGUUCAUUGCUGUGCUUACACACUAGGCUACCCUUCUCCGAAAGCUCCGCGGGACCACCUACCACUAGUCUUCGGCCGGAGGGGUUUAUCGCACAAACGCCGGGACGCAGGCUCCCUAAGAGGGAAGCCCAACGAAUGUCAGAUGCAAAGCCCCGCACCUCAUUAAGAUCAUAUUGGCAUACUCUCCCAAAAAAAAAAGAGCAGACCCCAUUGAAGACGAGAGUGAGGUACAACAAGGCCAUUUCUGUCCACCGCCCUUCUCACGGAGCCGUACGUGGACGUUACCGCUCAUACAGCUCCCAGCCGGCAAGAGUUAGCCUUCCUCUACAAAGAAUGGAAGUAUGGAUGAAUCGAAUCAAAUAUAGGAAUUCGGUUUUUCUUUUCAGCAAUAAUCAGAAGCAUCCAGCAGCGCCACGCCGGGUAUAAAAAACGUUAUAUGAGGAUAACUUUUAUCCUCCCGCCCCCCGAGCCAUUCGCUUUAGACGUUGAUUCUGCUGUUCCAGGGCAUCGAUUCGCGCCUGCAUAGACGCUAUCUCCGCAUCCUGGCGGGCCGACUCUCGCCUUUGGUUUAUGCUUUCUAGUUCAGAGAUCCAUUUAUUUAUCAUACGAUAUUUAGUAAGGCUAGGUUCAAUAGAAAGAAUCCUUUUAUUCAUAGUAGCCGGGAAAACUCUUUCAAUCAAGCAAGUAAGCCAAGCAAGAUUGUCUCAGGAGUAGUAGCAUUAGGAUUGGGAGAUUGAAAGCUAGCUCCUGGGAGAAGGAAUAGUACACAGAGGGAAUGCUCUCUUUUCUACGCUACUUUCUUUCUUCUCCUACGAGAUUUCUAGUUAGAGAGAAAGAUCCUUCCAUGGCCAGAGACAGGAGACAGGCAUUCCUACUUUCACUCGAGCAGCGGAUAUGAGACCAGUAAGAGCGGAUUCAAGACUUCAACCUGAAGCUUGGCACCUUUGCUUUGUACUCACACUCGCACUGACCGAUAGUAUGAAUAAGAAAGUCCCUUUAACUAGCCAUAGGCUAUCCUAUGAACGAUCUCUAUAAUAGGAGCACCCUCACUCACAGGGGAUUCUAAAAGAUAGAGAUCUAUCAAUAUGGUCACAGCUUGAUCCCACCGGUCCCACUCGUUAUUCGCCCAGCGAUUGGGUCGCUCUCUCCCGAUAGCCCUAUUUUGCCAACUAAGGCUAUUUCUGGUCUGAAUGUGACCAUACCCAUGGGAUGGUUUUCAAAUGGGAUUUUCUUUAGUGAAAUCUGCCUUCUCGUUGAUUUGUAGCUCGAUCAUAGGGAGAAGUUCGGGGAUCUUGAGCGACAGCGAAAGUUUACUUGUACCUCUCCUUAACAGUCGAGUAAUGACCAGCUUCACUAUUUUUCCGGCAGGAUGGAAGACUUAGAACGGAAUAGCAUCCCUUAGCGCUAAGCUUUAUAGGGGCUUCCCUCUUCCUAUUGGUCACAAGAGGGUAUAGUUUGAUUGAUUUUAUUCUCCAGCUCCAGCACCUGCACGUAUAGUAUUUCUAUCUUACCAUUACAGCGUAUAGUAUUAGAUAGAGAGGGAAUUCUUUCUCUCUAGGGCAAAGCCUAGAAUGGCAUACAUA